Molecule: messenger RNA, 4499 nt
Organism: Myxocyprinus asiaticus (Chinese sucker)
Lineage: Eukaryota; Metazoa; Chordata; Actinopteri; Cypriniformes; Catostomidae
Product: membrane-associated phosphatidylinositol transfer protein 3-like
Exons: 21
Coding region: 1-3012 (1003 amino acids)
Biological process (GO): phospholipid transport
Cellular component (GO): cytoplasm
Molecular function (GO): phosphatidylinositol binding; phosphatidylcholine intramembrane carrier activity; phosphatidylinositol transfer activity
Source: RefSeq, a predicted model, not a curated record
AUGCCAAGCCACCACGUCUUACCCGCCACGCCAAGCCACCUAAACCCCUGUUUCUCUGCCUCCAUCGGCUCUGCCCCCUGGGCCUCCGCCUCCAGCGGCUCCACUACUGGGCCUCCGUCUCCAGCAGCUCCGCCCCCUGGGUCUCUGCCUCCAGCAGCUCUGCCCCCUGAAAUGCCCUCUCGAAAACACAGCGCCUCCCACUGGAGACUCCAAAACAUUGCACAGGAAUCUGUUGAAAGCUCUGAUGAGGAGUUUUUUGAUGCCCGGGAUGUUAUGGAGGGGAAGACUGCCAUGCUGCUGGGGAUGAGCCAGUGGAACUCUAAUGACCUGGUGGAGCAGAUUGAGACGCUGGGACACCUGGAGCACUCAAGAGAAAGUCUUUACAGACUGCGGCACCCUCGCUGCGCUCCACAGAGCAGUGUGGAUGGUUUGGAAGACAUGGAGAGGAAGUGCAGGACAAAACUGCUCAUCCUGGUGAUUCAUGGAGGUCACAUCUUGGACUCUGGAGGUGGUGACCCUGGAGGGAAAGCGGGUGAUGCUGCUACUCUAGCAUCCAUGUUGGAGCGUGUGGCACGGGCACACUUCCAGGCUGCAGCAGACAACAUGCUGGUCAGACUGGUCCCCUGCCCGCCAGUGUGCGCUGAUGCCUUCUCCCUUGUCUCAAAUUUAAAUCCAUACAGCUAUGAUGAAACCUGUGUGUCCAGCAGUGUGGAUCACUUGCCUCUGGCUGCUCUUCCCAUCCUCGCCAUUGCUGCCCCCUAUUACCUGAAUGCUGUGGCUACAGUCAUUGCUCAGGCCAAUCAGGUUUACCAAAACUUCCUUCAGUCCCCAGAGGGUGUGGGCUUCACUGGACAGGUGUGUCUGGUGGCAGACUGUGUUGGCGGUGUACUCUGUUUUGACGCCUUGUGUUUCAGUGGUGACAAGCAACACAGAAGCCCUGAGGGUGGCAGCGAGAACAACAGUACAGAGAGUCUCAAGACUAAAAGCUAUGUGAUGAACUCUCUGAGCCCUACUCUCCGUGGCAGCAAACGCCUGAGUAAGAGCAACAUUGAUGUGUCAACACCAAGUGACGCGCUGUCUGGAGUCCGUCAUCCACUCAUCCGCAAGCAGAGUGACUCGUGUGAUGCAGACGUGGCCAGUGCUCAGUCUGAGGUCUUUCUCAGCAGUCUAUCUCAGGACGAUCAGUGCGGCUCUAGGCAGGCUAUCAAUCCAGGCUGCUUUGAGUUUGAAGUGUCAGACUGCUUUCUGCUGGGCUGCCCACUGGGACUGGUGCUCGCUAUGAGGAGAACUGUGUUACCUGCUGUUGAGGUGGCUCAGCUCCAUCCAGCUUGUUCUCAGAUUUUUAAUCUGUUCUACCCAUCGGACCCCUCCGCAUCACGUCUGGAGCCCUUGUUGCACCCAGCUCUCACCCAACUGCCCCCCUUCCCUGUCCCUCGUUACCAGCGUUACCCGCUGGGUGAUGGGCGCUCCACUCUCAUCGCUGACACAGUACUCAGACACUUGUCAGACAGUGAUGUUUCGGCAGAUGGAGUCCCAGUGCAGUCUUGCACAGGAAGUGCGUCCCAUAGGGGCAGUGAACGAGUGGUUCGUUGUUGCCCCUCUCUCUCUGGCUCUGACACUGAACUGACUGAACCCACCCCAAGCGAGCCUGUUAGCACUAUCUCACACAUAUGUAGUAGGUGGUGGGGGUUAAAGCGGUUAGAUUAUGUGCUUUACUGUCCAGAUGUGCUCACCACCUUCCCCACCAUAGCUCUGCCUCACCUGUUCCAUGCGUCAUACUGGGAGUCCACGGAUGCCGUCGCCUUUAUUCUCAGACAGGUAAUGCGGUGUGACUGCCUAAAGGCUGGGGAAGCCGAUUGUUCAGAUGCUAUGCCCAUCUCUCCUUCCAGCCCACGUGAGAAGUGGCUCCGCAGACGGACACAUGUCAAACUGAGGAACAUAACAGCGAAUCAUAGAGUUCAUGAUAUCAUAGUGACAGAGGAUGGUCCGCAGACGCUGGUGGGGCGGUUUAUGUAUGGGCCUCUUGACAUGGUCACGCUGACGGGGGAGAAGGUGGAAGUGUUUUUAAAAACUCAGUCUGGUUCUGGUCGUUGGGUGCUGUUUGACACUGUGGUGACCAGCAGCAGUGGACGUGUGUCCUACACCAUCCCUGCAAAUAAAAGACUUGGGGUGGGGGUCUACCCCAUUAAAAUGGUAGUCAAAGGUGACCAGACAAAUGCAGAGGCGUUCCUCACAGUGUUGCCGCGGGGAAUGGAGUGUGUGGUGUUUAGUAUUGAUGGCUCCUUUGCUGCCAGUGUCUCUCUAAUGGGCAGUGAUCCAAAAGUCCGGCCAGGUGCUGUGGAUGUUGUCAGGCACUGGCAGGAUCUUAGGUAUCUGAUUAUCUACAUCACUGGUCGUCCAGACAUGCAGAAGCAGAGGGUGGUGUCCUGGCUCUCACAGCACAACUUCCCCCAGGGCAUGGUUUUCUUCUCGGAAGGGCUUGUUCAUGACCCCUUGCGUCAGAAAACCAUCUUUCUGAAGAGUCUAGUGAAAGAGUGUCACAUUAAGAUCAGUGCGGCGUAUGGUUCAAUGAAGGACAUGUCUGUAUACAGCACGUUGGGACUGGCACCGAAUCAGAUAUACAUUGUGGGCAGACCAUCUAAGAAGCAUCAGCACCAAUGCCAGUUUCUCAGUGAAGGCUAUGCAGCUCACCUCUCUACUCUGGAGUUUGAGCACGGCUCACGCUCCAAAAAGAACCGCAUGAUGCUACGUCAGGGCUCUUUUGGCCUCUCCUCCAAGACGGAUUUCCUGUCUCCAUCUCCUGACUUCCUGUCCAGCAAACGCACCCCACUCCUGCGGAGAGCCAUGUCUGUUCAGCAGCCAUCUCCGCCUUCCUCAUCUGUCUCCACUCCCAAACCUGAGCGUGCUCAGAGCCAGCCUGAGUCUCAUAAAGAUGGACCAGAGAUCCGCAUUCAGACCGAUGACCAGGAGGAGGAUGAGGAGGGCGAGAGAAUCCAAGAUGUCACACUGUAAGAGAACUCCAUUAGUUGUGGGGAAAAGAGUGUAUGUUAAUGGACAGCAACCCCAUCUACUGCAUAUUUGCUGAUUAAUUUUACUUUCAAACACAAGAUCCCAUCUCAAACAAGAAAAACAUUUAAUCUUUUUUGUAAACAUGAAAGAUCUGCUCCUUGGAAGACAAAUGGCUGCCUGAUUAUUCAAGAGUGCGCUGUGAGGAUUCACAGAAUAUUACCAAAAACAAGCAACCUCAGAGCACUGAGACAAAUAGAAAACAACAUGAAAGUGUUUAGUGGGACAAAGCAUAAGGUUGUAGUGUUGACGUGACACGGAGUAUGGAGAAGCUUGAUAACGAUCAAGCCAUAAGAUUGGACAAUGAAUGGUUUAAAGUUAAUAUGAAAUUCCAUUCACAUUUUACGUGUGCAUUGUUACAUAUUUCAGAGUGAAACAGGAUAUUCAGCAAGGAGUGUUGAGCAGGAGUUGAUUUUAUCUAUCUGGAAUUGACAGGAUUGUGUGCGUUCCAUACCAAAAUGGAGCCAGACUUUGCCAAAUACAACCCGUAUGACUUUCUUUCUUCUGUGGAACACAAAAGGUGAUGUUAGGCUGAAUGUUAGCCUGUCACCAUUCACUUUCAUUGCCUUUUUCCAGUGAAAGUAAAUGGUGACUUAAGAUGUCAGUCUAACAUUCUGCAUAACAUCUCCUUUUGUGUUAGACAGAAAGUCAUAGGUUUGGAACAAUAUGAGGGUGAGUAAUGAUGAGAGAACAUUCAUUAUUAGGUGAACAAUCCUUUAAAGAAAGUCAAUUUUAAUUUCACGUUGACUUAAACAACCCUCAUAUGUGACAAUCAGUGUUGUUGCAGAAGACUGAAGGAAAUGGACCAUGGCUGUCAUAAUUGAGACAAGGAUAGAAUGAUGACACAGAAAGGCUUUUGACAGAAGGUAGUGUCAGGCACAGCUUUUCUUGGAUUGAGUUUUCUGCUUUGCCAGGAGACUCAUUUAACGUGCAGUGAAUGCUCUCUGCAGACUCCUGUAACAGUCUUUUGUAAAGGUAACUAUGGACAUAAGCACCUGAACCACAUCUAUUUAUAGCAACGCUGCAACCUCCAGCUUUGUGUUCUUAAUAACUCUUUAGUGACCUACAAAUCACCCAAAUCAUCUGGCAUGUCUGUUUCUUGGAAGAUUGUCUUUUUUCAUGCUGGUUUUAAUAAGGCAUACGGUCAAAGGAGAUGAGAUAAAGACUGAACCUUGCAAAGAUCAUUCCAACUUACUUUUUUGGACUCUUUCCUGCAUGUUCACCUAGCCCAAAUUCUUUAUAUUUUGUCAAAAUUGUGCUAGUGUUGUCCUCAUCUACUGUAUGAUGCAGUAUGUGUAAAUAGACUUGAAAAUAGUGCUGAAAGAGUGUUUAAAACAUGCCAUGCUGUGGUUUGACAUUUGUGUCAUUUUAGAGAGAAUCUUUUUGUAGUUUUGUCAAUAUGGCUGUGUUGCACAAAACUGUAUAUAAUUGUA